GCUACAACAACGAAAGGAGGAGGGCGCGAGACAAGAAGCAGUGGGGCAAUUUAUCAAGAUAACCUGACUUUCAGCUCCGUUAAUGGGACAUUUCAACUUCCCUACUAAAUUCUUUGCACACUAGUCGCCAGUGUGGAUGAGGGAAGCAUGCAGACCAUAAAGUGUGUGGUGGUGGGCGAUGGUGCCGUGGGUAAGACUUGCCUGCUUAUCUCCUACACGACCAACGCCUUCCCAGAGGAGUACAUCCCCACCGUGUUUGACAACUACAGCGCCCAGAUAAGUGUGGACGGCCGCGCCAUCAGCCUUAACCUGUGGGACACGGCAGGCCAGGAGGAAUACGACCGCCUGCGCACCCUCUCUUACCCCCAGACCAACGUCUUCAUCAUCUGCUUCUCCAUCGGCAGCCCCUCCUCUCACGCCAACGUACGGCACAAGUGGCACCCAGAGGUAUCCCACCACUGUCCCGGAGUUCCAGUGCUGCUGGUGGGCACCAAGAAGGAUCUGCGUGGAGAUACGGAGGCGGUGAAGAAGUUGAAGGAGCACGGCUUGACCCCCACCACCCAACAGCAGGGCAAUGCCUUAGCCAAGCAGAUCGGUGCUGUCAAAUACCUGGAGUGCUCAGCUCUGAUGCAGGAAGGUGUGAGGGAGGUGUUCGCAGAGGCUGUGCGAGCUGUGCUCUACCCCGUUACCAAGAAGAAUGACAAGAAGUGUGUUCUGUUAUAACUUUGUGCCUAGACUGUAGGGGGACAGGGGGAAGAGACUCACACAAUUGGCUUGGCCAUUUUGGCUCCCAAUAGGCCUUCCACGUUCUAACCCUCACCACUGUUAGCUUUGCCUGGCUUCUAUGUUAAUUGAUUGUUUGUCAAGAGGUCCUCUCCAUUAAGAUAUGGUUUUAAUUGAUGCCAUCAGCCUUCCUAUGGAUUUUUUGUACCUCUGAAAUCAAAAACCAAAAUGAAGAUGCCAAGGGAUUUCGAUGGAGCCUUCUCAGCUGCCUUAAGUGUCCCCACCAGCUACAUGUUUAAGAAGAUUACAUCUGCUUUUCUUUUCUCCUUCAUCAGGCCAGUCUUAUAACGUGUUGGACCUUUUCUGUUAACCUUGCCCUCGUUUUCAUCUGAUGUGAAUCGCAGGAAUUUUGUGUCAAUCAAUAGCCACCGUGUUAAACAUUUUGUUCAUCCCUCUGUGCCAUUAUAGUUAUAGUCUUAUUACAUUAGGGCUGUCAAUAAGAGACAGUUUGCCUCUAACGUGGCUCAUAAGCCAGGGUCGCAGGACAUCCGCUGAACUAGCCUCGCUGGAAUUAGACAAGCAAGGGUAUAUGUAUGACACUGUUACCCCAAACACAGGCACACUCUGAUUAGAUCAGUCUGUCUCCUAUUGCUCUUUCACUUACUCACACUCCUUCUCUCUCUCUUACUCUGUAAAGCCAUGAGCUUGCCAUUGCACACAAUGUUUUUUUGUUAAAACAAAGUCCUGAUUGUCUCAGAGAUUUGAAUACAGAUUUGGAUGGCCAUGUCUGCUAAGUAAACAGAUCCCAAAGAUUAAUCUUCCAUUUGUAUUGCUGUUGUUGGAAGAAGUUGGCAAGAAAUAAUUUUAUGAGUGAUUGAGAGACUCCUCUCCCCCAAAAACUCAAACCUUCAGUCAGCUUACCUGCUUAUGCGUAAUAAACCAUAAGUCAAACAGAAACCACAAGGCAAAUACAUUCCAUGUUAUAUUGGCACUGAAAUCUAUGUGCUGAUUAAUGCUACGCAUUAGGAUGUCAUAAAAAUCCUGUACUGUUUAGCGUUACCGCCCUCAUGUAGGUACGUGUGUUGAAGGUACCACAUGUCAGCAGUGAUGCUACUCAUUUGUGGCUAACUGUGUUAACUUAUCUAGGGGUAAUGGCAAGUAUGUAUGACUAAUAAUGCAACAGGAGCUGCAACCCUAACAGUUACUAAUAUUGCAUGGGCUGCAUGAACAUGCUUGUGGGAUAUUGGAGUGGAAAGGUAUGUGCCUCUGCUGCAGGGCAGAUGCCUACCUGAGAAGUGCCUACAUAUUUUAUCCAAACCACUCUAGCAGGAUUCUUUCAGUGCCUGCUGGUUAUUAUUGGUAUGACUAGUUCUGUCGUUUGCCUCGUACCUUUGGUGAUGUCAUAUGGGAUCUGUGCAGCUUCUGUCCUUAAGGGCCACAGGGUCAGCUGGUUUUCAUCAGACCGCAGCAUUGAAUUGAAUGUAAAGUAUUGCAUUUGAUGGACACCUGUUUAUAAGUCAUAGUAAAUCUGCUGACUGGACAAUACAUGUGGUGGAAACCUGCAGAGUCUGUAGCACUUGAGAAUUAAAGUUGCACUUCCUCUGUGUGGAAGUCUUUGCCUUCUCAAACAGAUGGAAUGCCCCCCACCACUGCCUGAUAAUAAAUGGGUUCUGAUGGAAUGUCGUAGGUUUCUUAACAGGUAACCUGCUUUGACAUGUAUAACAGGUGAUAAAGGUAAAAUUAAUAAGGGCAAUUUUGUUUACAUUUUUAAAAAAUAAGGCCGACAUAUUCUCUUAUGUCUUUGGAGCUCAAUGCCAUUCUGUACUGCAGACUAAAGAGGCUUGGUUGUGGAAUUUAUGAUCCAAAAGAGACAUUUGGCAUUGGAUAUUUUAUCAUCCAUUUAAUUCCGGAUACAAGUGCCAUGGUCUUUAUCUAUUAUGUGUAAACACUCGACUUGAUUAUAUAUUUUGAAUUAAUCAUUUUUUUACAAUGGGAAGUCGAUGUGUGUACUUUACAAUACAUCACAUUUUAGAUCAACGAUUGUUACCUUACAUUAUGUAACAUGCAUUACAUUUACAAAUAAUUACUUUGAUAACAAUUUCUUACAAUUAAUUAUAUAAGCGUAAAAAUCAAAGGUAAUGUAAAAUAAUGGGCAACUCAUUUCUUAAAUCUAUUGUGUCGUCAGAGCAGGCAUCAAGGAAACAUCACCUAAGUUAAAAAUUAUAUAUAUAUAUAUAUAUAUGAAAUGUCUCUCCUAUACUUACAUAUCACUGAAAGGGUCAUGUGUGGUACAGUGAACCCAAACCAUAUAUUUGGUAUUCCCCAGACUUGCCCUGCUGCACACAGCCUAAAAUUGCUGAAAACUCAUGUUUGGCCUCUUUUAAUCUCCUUUAGCUGAAAGGGAUGACUUGGCCUUGAAGUGCCUCAAGGAUUGUAUGGUGGUAUGUGGUUUUUGACAUAAGCACUGUGGAAUUUGAUUUGUGCGUUAAAAAUUAAUUUUAACUGCAACAAAAUCCACUUGAAUAACAAUUCUGUGGAAAAUAUCAGUCAUGCCAAAUAAACACAAACGUAAACUUUUGAAUUUA
Messenger RNA from Coregonus clupeaformis (lake whitefish), 3308 nucleotides. RefSeq names its product rho-related GTP-binding protein RhoG. Gene Ontology annotation, cellular component: plasma membrane; cell cortex; cell projection. The transcript is spliced from 2 exons. Lineage: Eukaryota; Metazoa; Chordata; Actinopteri; Salmoniformes; Salmonidae. The record is from RefSeq and is a predicted model, not a curated record. The coding region runs from base 148 to 723 and encodes 191 amino acids. Gene Ontology annotation, biological process: establishment or maintenance of cell polarity; actin filament organization; regulation of actin cytoskeleton organization. Gene Ontology annotation, molecular function: protein kinase binding; GTP binding; GTPase activity.